AACAAGUGCUUACAACAAACAAUGACAACGCUCGUUGGCUUUAAUGCGAUGUAUGUAUGUUACAUCAAAACUAUGUCGGCAUGGAUGCAGAGAAAAAUCCUUACUUUCUUUCGGUUGUGUCACAAGAGUCCGGACAUCAGGGCGCACCAAUGUAUCGAGCAAUAUUAUUUCGAAAACAGGGCACACAGAAAAUUGCACUACCCUAUCAGGCCAAUCAAAAGCUGACGGUAAAACAAAUAUUGACACAUUUCACUGGCAUGGACGUAUCAGCUAAGAAUCCCAAAGAGAUAUUUACAGCCGAUAUACAAAAGGAUUUGCUUUUACUUGAGGAACAAGAGGGUUCGGUGAAUUUCAAAUUCGGUGUAGUGUACAUGAAGCCAGGACAAGAGUGUGAUGACGAAAUGCUGAGCAAUCAGGACGCUAGUCGAGACUUUGAGGACUUCCUGCACAUACUGGGCGAACGGGUACGUCUAAAAGGCUGGGAUCGCUUCCGUGGUGGAUUAGAUGUGAAAG
Molecule: messenger RNA, 513 nt
Organism: Rhagoletis zephyria (snowberry fruit fly)
Lineage: Eukaryota; Metazoa; Arthropoda; Insecta; Diptera; Tephritidae
Product: GTPase-activating Rap/Ran-GAP domain-like protein 3
Biological process (GO): regulation of small GTPase mediated signal transduction
Molecular function (GO): GTPase activator activity
Source: RefSeq, a predicted model, not a curated record